AUGGACCUCCAUCGGACAGCCUUUAAGAUGGAGAACUCCUCCUACAUGCCCAGCCCGCUGACCUCCCCUGCCCUCAUGGUCCUGGCAUCAACAGCCGAGGCUGGACGAAAUGCCUCUGUACCCUGCCAACCCCCUCGGCCGUUUGGAGUGCCGGUAACUUUGGAAAAGGACAUGCACCUCCCGUUCCCCAGUGGCUCAUACUCCUUCGCCUCCAUGUAUCAUCGGCCAGGAGGCUUUCCUACUCGAGACUUUCCCACCCCUCUACUCCACCUUCACCCACAGUUUGCUCCACCCAAUCUGGACUGCUCACCUCUGGGUAUGCUCAACCACGGAGCGGUGGGGGCCUUCCGGCCAUUCUCCUCUACACCUGAGGAGCGUGAUGCAGGGGCUUACCAGUCUGCCUUCCUCCCUGCCAAGCGCUUGAAGGGCUGUCUGGAACCAGAGGCAUCACCCCACCUCCGCUACACAGAUGUGGAGGGAAAAGAUUUUGACUUUGGGGGUGCUCAUGUCCCUACUGGUUCACCAAACACCCUGAAGAUAGCUGAGGAUGCUGGGAAGAAGCUCUUUGGCUUGUCUGGGCUGUUGGCAGAGGGUUCAUCUGGCCCAGAGGAGCACAAAGAACCAAGUAAAGUGAAGGCCCUGUAUGACACUCAGACGCCCAUGUGUCCAAUCUGUCAUGCUGUGCUGCGGCCAGGAGAGCUGCAAGAACACAUGGAGCAUGAAAUGGAGCGUCUAAUGCAGCUGCACAAUAGUCAGGGUCCCGCUCAAAAGGAGUGUCUCGCUGCUGGUCCGCCUAAGUCUCUGUUCUCAAUGCAUAUAAAGAGAGAGGAUUCCUCCUCUGCCUCCUCUCCACGUCCCGCUGACGAGGCUGUGCACUCUGACAGGUAUCAGGUGGAAUCAAACAAAAUUGGUGGAUCCAUUCCUAAACUACGUGUCAAUCAAAAGAUUGAGACAGACCUCACACGUAUUGGGAAACUUAAAAGACGGAAAGCAGGGGAAGACCAGAGAGUGUGUGUUGUUGAAGAUGGCUCUGUGCUGUCAGCCGGGAGGGAGUUUGAAUGGGCCGAACAGAGAAGAAUACAGAUGGUUUCUGUUCUCAGAGGCUUCAGAGGUUUGGUGAGCAGCACAUUGAAAGAACAUCAGGACAGUGAUGCAGAUCUGGAUGUGGACGGUGAUGAUUUGGAAUAUGGAAAAGCACAAUACACAGAGGCGGAUGUGAUUCCAUGUUCAGGAAAUGAACCCAGAAAUGCAGAGGAGAGGCAGGCGUUAAGAGGAGCUGUUUUAAAUGGUGACACAACUAGCAGGUUAUCUCCAGAGCAAACCAAGUUGGCAAACUCAGAAACUCCUACUACAAGCAAUGGAGAGUUUGACAACAAUAGAAGCACAACAUCUCCAAGAAUCUGUAAGAACAGCGAGUUAGAGAUCUUACAAGAUAACCCCUCCCUCACUACACUGGAGGCCCUGAAAACACGGAUCAGAGAUCUGGAGAAGCAGCUCACACGAGGGGACAGAUUCAAGUGUCUCAUCUGCAUGGACUCCUACACAGUACCACUGACCUCCAUCCAGUGCUGGCAUGUCCACUGUGAGGAAUGCUGGCUUCACACCCUGGGAGCCAAGAAACUGUGUCCACAGUGCAACACUAUCACCUCACCCGGGGACCUGAGACGAGUGUAUUUGUGAAGAGUUACAGCUGUCCUGUCAUCUGCCUGUUUGCACUCUACACAAACGGAUCACUUUUACUGAGGAGAAUCUUUCUGGGGUGAUGCAAAACUUCGAGGACGUCUUGCCCAACAGAGUCAUUGCCCAAAAGUUCCUGUCGGAAUGCAGCCCAGUUACAUGAAGCACACUGUGUUCAUUUCUUAAUGAAAUGGUAAAGUUUUAAUGUACAAAUCUGCCGUAACAGUAUUGUAAGGACAGUAAAACUGAUCGCAAAAUGUUGUUUCUAUGGAUAAAACCUUGUUUUAUCAA
This is a messenger RNA of Sinocyclocheilus grahami, 1968 nucleotides long. RefSeq names its product E3 ubiquitin-protein ligase RNF220-like. Gene Ontology annotation, biological process: protein ubiquitination. Bases 1 to 1680 code for a protein of 559 amino acids. NCBI's taxonomy places the organism in Eukaryota, Metazoa, Chordata, Actinopteri, Cypriniformes, Cyprinidae. The record is from RefSeq and is a predicted model, not a curated record. The transcript has 14 exons. Gene Ontology annotation, molecular function: metal ion binding; ubiquitin protein ligase activity.